AUGGAGCACCCCUCCGAAGGAGUCCAGCACGCCGCUAACCCCGUUGCCACUCGUCUCGGAAUUGGCAGCCCUCGUUUACGCGUUCCCCGACCCAUUAUCAUUGAAGAUUCUGACGACGACGAAGUACCUGAUAGUCAAGAAGAAAUAAAUCUCAGUCAGUGGCCUAUCUUUGACAUACCUGUAGACCAUUUAAUUCGUGGUGAACUACCAGAUUACGCGGCUAUUCUGUCGAAGAAGAAUGAUAAGCAGGACGAUAAUAACGAUGGGGCUUCCAUAGCCGACUCUACCGCCGCUGUAUAUUCGCCUACGCGUCCUGGAAGUCGACGAGACUCUACUAGCAGUGAUAUGAGUAUUGAACUUGACGAUGACCCUCGAGAACCACGAAUACACGACGCACGGCCGCCCACUGCAAUUGAGGAACAUUUCCUCAACUCCAUCUUCAGUACUUCGACCAUUGCAUCUCAACCAUUUGGCCUUCCUCUCUCCGCAUCUCAGUACGCUGAACCAGUCGUCACGCCUGUCAACGUCGACUCCACCCACUCCCUACCUAGUCUAGAAAGUGUUGAACACUUAGAAGAAUCGGAUAGUAGCCAAGUUAGCACCAGUCCGUUCAAUCUUCCGCCGAAACGACUUCAGGAAAUUCAAGAGCGAGCCUAUAGCUUCUUAGGCAGGAAGAUCACCCCCUCGCACGAAAUUGAACCGACGACAAACACUACUGUCAACCCAGCACUUAUCAGCCAACCCUCGCCGCGUAACCUCAUUAAAGUAAAUAGAACGGAUAAGGAUUACGACCCCAAGGACUGUCUUCACCCCCCACAUGGCUCACUUGUAUGUCUACGACACAACCUCACGCACGCGCAACACUACGCCUUGCAAGAAAGCAGACUUACACUCAAUGAGGUCGACAACAUGAACGAGUACGAACUGGACGAAUAUCUACGUACGCUGAACAUGGAAACGCCGUCGCAACCUCAAGAACAACCUCCUCCGUUACCUCGACUUACUGAGGAAGAACUCAACUCAGAAACACUAGGCUCGCAGUCGAGCAUGAUGUCGCCUGACAUCGCUCCUGCACAAUCUGGCAACGAACACACUCAAACAACGAAUACGACCGUACAAACCGAUGAACCGGUCAAAGUAAUGACUCUGUUUCUCAACCACAACGUCCCUCGCAUUGUAGUCAACGAAUUUCGUGAUUCAAAAGCCUUACCUCGACUACAUGACCUCUACAAUCACGACAACGAUUCGACAUCAUCUAGCUCUUUCGAACUUAUCCUUCACCCUCCAACCGAAGCUGCACUACGAGGAACACAGAUUGCUGACGGAACCUACCGUACUUCGACUCCAUACCCAACCCCAGAACGCGAACUUGAGCCGACGAAAUCUAACACAGACUGGACGAACCUCAAGUACCCUGCAUUCCUUACCAAGACGGCCGACGACUCAGAGAACGAUAAGUCGAGCCAGGAUUACAUGUCCAUGGAAGAGUCUGACUAUAGUCCGGAUGCUGUAGACUCCCCGCCAUCGUCAACGGACCCUCAGACGAAUCUCAGGAGGACGCUACCGUGA
Pleurotus ostreatus (oyster mushroom) is the source of this 1569-nucleotide messenger RNA. RefSeq lists its product as uncharacterized. The transcript has a single exon. Bases 1 to 1569 code for a protein of 522 amino acids. NCBI's taxonomy places the organism in Eukaryota, Fungi, Basidiomycota, Agaricomycetes, Agaricales, Pleurotaceae. The record is from RefSeq and is a predicted model, not a curated record.